UAUGUGUGGACAGCAAAAGUGUGUGCGUGAUAACGGCAAAUCAAGAAAAGUGAUGAAACGUCAAAACAAACUUUUUUUCCUGUUUACGAAUCGUUUCAAACUCGUCCAACUUUCAGUUUUUCUAUGCAGUUGUUUCGAACUCCAUUAUUUCUUUUGGGUUAAACAGGGUACCUCGGCGGAAACAGGUUACCUUAGCGGAAACGGAAACAAGCGGAAACUCGGUGGUGGCGGAAACCCGGCAGCGAUUUAAUGAUUGAAAAUGGAUUCCGCAGAGGCGCAGAAAAGAUACGCAGAAAAGAUUGCCAUGUGUAAGGGAUUUGAUCCUUUGAAAAUUAAAACAUCAGUAACUGAUGUUCCGCUCAACGUGACGUUUGCGCAAAUCUACCAGUUCAUGGUACUGGAUCCGAAUCCGUUCACCGGGCAUGCAAAGGAUUCUACAAAAGGAAUGGAGGCUAUUUUGUACUUCAAAAAUGGUUGGGUGAAAAAAGUGGCUGGGAAGAAAAUUCAGAAUGUCUUCAUUAUCCACGGAACAGUACAUCACUCAUUUUCGUUGAAUGACCCUCCACUAUGCCCGUGGAUAGUCGUUGAGGAAAACGGGACGAUAUUGGCCGCACAUUGUACAUGCGCUAUAGGAAUUCUCGAGUCUUGCAGCCACGUUGGAGCAACGUUAUUUGCCUUAGAUGGUAUUAGAGUCGCAGUUUUAGAACAAAAGCUUUCCGUCACCGAUCUUCCGGCGUAUUGGAAGAAGCCGCCAUCAAUAAAUCAAGAGCUAUACAAAAAAAUUCGGGAUAUCAAUUUCGGCAAAAGAGUUGAAAAAUUUUAUCCAUCGGUCGAGUCAGUUUCGAAAAAUGAUCCUCGCUAUGUGGAGCUUCUACAGUCAAUGCAAGAAGAUGGUAUAAACUGUGCGGCUACGUCUGUUUUUUGUGGUGAAUCAAAUUGUAGUUUUCUAUGUAAAACUUGCAACGAAGAGAAGGUAUUGGACGAAAAGUUUCAAACGUUCGAUUUAACGAAGCUAUAUAAUCCAUCCCACCGUCAGAAACCGUGCGAUGAAUUACUGAAACUAUCCCAAAAUAUUUAUCAAAAUAUGGAUAAUGACCCUCACAUCAUCCAUGAAAUAGAAGUCAGUACAUCUCUCCAAAACGAAUCGCAGUUGUGGAUGAAGCUAAGAUGUGGUCGAAUUACUGCCUCUGUUUUGAAGGAUGUUUGUCAUACAACCUUUAAUAAUCCUUCAUUAUCAGUUGUGAAGCAAAUUUGUUACCCGAACCACAUUUCUUUUUCGUCACCAGCAAUUCAGUAUGGUAGAAAGUAUGAGUUUCAAGCAGUAAGUGCUUUAUUUCAGGCAGUAGAGGGAAGCCAUACGGACUUGAAACUUUUAAAAUCUGGACUGCAUCUCUCACAAGAGAAUCCUUGCUUGGGAGCAUCACCUGAUGCAAUUUUGCAUUGUCGAUGCCAUGGCAUAAUUACGGUUGAGGUUAAAUGCCCUUAUUCUUCCAAAGAUGCUGAUAAUCUUCGGGAUGUUUUGCUCAAAUUAAAAGACCGUUAUGUUGACGUGGACGAACAUGGAAACAUUGUUAUGAACACAAGGCAUAAAUAUUACUACCAGACAUUGAUGCAGGUUCAUAUUUGUAAAGCGACAUUCGGAUAUUUUUAUAUAUGGUCCCCUAAGGAUACACUUUUAUUUCAAGUAAAGCGAAAUGAAACUUAUUGGACAUAUUGUAGAGAUCGUGCAAUAUUGUUUUUCAAAAAUGUAAUACUUUUGGAGUUGUUAGCUAAAACGUUUACAGAUCGUAAAUAGAAUAAUUAUGACAAUAAACCAUAACGAAAAGAAUAUGUUUGAGUUUUUUUUAUAUGUAUUAUCAAUAUUAUAAAUUUUGCUUUAUUGUGGUACAACAGACGGACAUAAAUUAACUAGAGCAGAUGUUAUAGUUAUUAUUUGAUCUAAAGCUAGUGUGUUGUUAUUCCAUCGCUCAAGUAGUGAAAUUGGAAUUGUAUCAGUUAGAAUUAAGAAUUUUUGGCGCAGUACUCCUAUUAUUCUUUCUACAUGGAUGCGUAAUGAUGAAAGUUCUUUAGACGCAAUAGCAUCAAGUGGUUCAAGCUGCCUAUUUUUCCUUUUAAAUGCUGGAUAGGACACAGAUGCGUUGAUAGGACUUAACAGAUCUUCUAUCAAAAAUCCACGAUCCGCCAUGAUAAAAUCUCCAUCUUGCAAGAAAUUCAAAAACCCUGAUUGCUUAAUUAUUUCUUUAUCCGAAAUUCUACCACCAAAAGCUUCUGACAUGAA
Messenger RNA from Topomyia yanbarensis, 2278 nucleotides. RefSeq lists its product as uncharacterized. The record is from RefSeq and is a predicted model, not a curated record. Gene Ontology annotation, molecular function: zinc ion binding. The transcript has 3 exons. NCBI's taxonomy places the organism in Eukaryota, Metazoa, Arthropoda, Insecta, Diptera, Culicidae. Bases 260 to 1795 code for a protein of 511 amino acids.